Podarcis raffonei (Aeolian wall lizard) is the source of this 915-nucleotide messenger RNA. RefSeq lists its product as uncharacterized. The transcript is spliced from 5 exons. NCBI's taxonomy places the organism in Eukaryota, Metazoa, Chordata, Lepidosauria, Squamata, Lacertidae. The record is from RefSeq and is a predicted model, not a curated record. The coding region runs from base 1 to 915 and encodes 304 amino acids.
AUGGAGAUGAUGAAUUUUGGAAAAUCAUUCCUAAGGGGAAUUGACGCAAGUUAUGCAGACCAACAGAGCAUGAUGACAGUCAAUAAUGUAGUAUCAGAAAAUGUAAAAUUACAAAAGGGACAAGACAGAGUUUGGCCCCUGUCACCAUUACUGUUCAUUUUAGUAUUAGAGACCCUGGUGAGAAAUAUAAGAUCUGAUGAAGAAAUAAAAGGUAUAACAGUUGAGUGCAAAGCAUAUAAGCUGAGAGCAUUUGCAGAUGACCUUGUAAUGACCGUAGAAGACCCAUUGGCAAAUGUACCAAGGGUCCUAGAUAAAAUAUCUGAAUUUGGUAAGCCUCUACCUGCACCAAUUCCCUUGUUGAUUCAUCUCUGCUCUGAGUCUUCUAAUCUUUCGAGAAUGAUGAAGGCACUCCUGAGCGCAAGCCUCCUCUUGGUCCUGCUUUCUCCAGUGGUACUCCAAGUGCAACUUUUGAAUAAAUGCACGACAUCCGACCAUUGUUUCUCAGGCAAUUACAGCUUCACUGCAGGGGACGGUAAAUUCUUUGAGAUGAAGAAGCACUGCUGCAACACUGAACUGUGUAACAAUGCAACUCUCAGCCUUCCUGAUCGCAACGUGCUGGCUGAAAAUGGCCUGAAAUGCCCAGCCUGCUUCUCCAAAGGAACCACACAGUGUAAAAGUCAGAAGACCAUCAACUGCCUUGAGAAUGAGACCCAGUGUGUUGUUUUUAAAGGAGCUCUUCAGAUAGGUUUUACUAAACACCACGAUUUCACGUUCCAAGGUUGUGGAACAACAGAUUUUUGUGCCGUCCGGAAAAACAGAAGAAUGUUUGGAACUGGGGGAUUUAUCCUUUUUAUUACCCAAAAAAGAUGUUAUAAUGCUUCAGGAAUCUCACACCAGCCUGAACAUGAAGGGUAA